Messenger RNA from Trichobilharzia regenti, 3668 nucleotides. Lineage: Eukaryota; Metazoa; Platyhelminthes; Trematoda; Strigeidida; Schistosomatidae. The record is from the annotation of a GenBank genome assembly.
CCUAAUUUCGUGUGUAUGUGUGCACAGAUCGGAGUGUUGCACACCUGAAUUAGUUCAAUUUUUUUUUGAAGUUUCAUCAUUGUCAUUUCUCCUAUUAUAUAUUUCGCUUGUUUCUAUUAUGAAAAAAAAAGACAAAUUACCCGUUGUUUCACCUUAUUCAUUCAAACUAUGUCUUUCUUUCUCCUUCCACCCUUCUCUCUAUGCAUGUGAAUUUAUCUGUCCUCUAUGGCUAAUGGUGAUGACGAUGAUAAUGUCGUCUUUGCACAUACGCACAAUGGUCUCCAUCAUCCGUAUAUGUAUUUAUAUUCAAUGUUUAUGCACUUCCCAAUUGGAUUACAAUUAUACUCACUCAUUCUAAUUAUUUGGUAUUGAAACGCUGUUAUUAUUGGCAUGCAUAAUAAUAAAAAUCGAAUGACGGAAUUUCUAUUCACAAUUCAACUGAUACAAUGUUCGGUGUUCUACACGGUGUUGCACAAAUUCUAUCCAUAUAUGUCCAAUCUUCGGUGUGUAAAAACUUUGUCUGUCAAUUUGGUGUAUGUAUGCAAUAUGUGUGUAUCGGUGUAUAUAUAUAUAUAUAUGUGCAUUUUGUGUGAACAAUCCUCUUCACUGUUGUUAUGCUCCAUAUUUUAUGGCAUAUCUAUCUAUCCAUCCAUGUGUUUAUCCAGUUCGUCAGUACACUCAAUUAUGCUUGCAUAAUAAUAAUCGUUAUAGUUGUGUUGUCGAUGAAUUGGAAACUGAUGAAUCCUUUCCAAUUCUACCAAGUCAGACUGGUUGGUGUAAAGUGUAUAAACUACGUCCAUUAUUAGCUAAUAAUCGGCAUAAACGUGGUUUAGCUCUGGAUGGUAAAUUAAAACAUGAAGAUACUAAUUUAGCUUCAUCAACAAUUUUAUGCAAUCCAAAUCAUAAAGAAAAUCUUGGUAUGACUGUGCAAUAUCGUGUAAAAGUUCGACUGGUUCUUGGAUUUGUUUCGAGUGAUGUCAGCGUUGAACUACCGUUUACACUAACUCAUCCAAAACCUGAUCCAGAAACUGAUUCAGGUCUGUCUAAAAUUACUGAUGUCGAUGAAAAUGUAACGCUUACCUCGCCAUCAUUAUCAUCUGAAUCAAAUAAUCCAUCGAAGAGUGGGACAAAUGAAAUGAAGCAGUCUCAUCUACAGUCAAGUAAACAAGCUACAUCUAGUCAAAAUGUAAAUAUUAUUGAUGAUUUAAUUAAAUUAGACGAUGGAACAAAUGAAAAAUCACGUUAUCAGACAAAUGGAAAAGGUCAUACAAUCGGUGAUGAAGAUGAUGAUGAUUUAAUCUUUGAAGAUUUUGCACGUUUACGUUUGAAAACCUAUGAAGCAGAUAAACCAAGUGACCAAUUGGAUCCAUCGACUGCGGCGGGAGUGACUAUGAAUCCUGAUUCAUAAUAUAUACAUAAGUAUACAGAUAUAUACAUAUUAUAUUGUAUUUUAUGCAUUGAUCUCAGUUUUCGUUUGUUUGUUUUCAUUAUUUUUUUGAUUUCCUUCCAGUUUUGCAUACUUAGUCACUCAUAUUCUUAAUAAUAAUAAUAACAACAACAAUAAUCGCUAUUACUAUUAUUGUUGCUCCAUAAGGAACGGCUUUAUUUCAUACUUUCAAACAAUGUGACAAUUGAAUCUAUUGCCACUUAUUGCCUAUAUACAUAUAUAUGCAUAUACAUAUAUAGCAUCUGACUAUAUCCUUACUCUUGUAAUAAUUAACAGUACACAUUUUGCACAGACUCACCCCUUGACUGACUAAUUAACUAUCUGACUAAAUGAUUCACUCAAACUUGACUCUGCAUGUGUGUGUGUGUGUGUGGAUGUGUAGGGUGUUUUUUUUGGGGGGUGGGGGAGCAGGAGGUGGGCUGAGGGAUAUGUUGGUUGUUUCCACCGAGUUCUUAUCAUGACUGUUGUUCACUGUUAUCUGACUCACACAUACACACACACACACUGGAUCUAUCUGUAAUUAACCUUUAUCAUCUCUCUCGCCAUAUAAUUUCUUGAAUAUAAUUUUCCUAAGUUUUUCUAUGAAUUAAGACUACUGUUUUGUUGCUUGCUUGCUUGCUUGGUUGACUGGCUGGCUGGUUGGUUGGUUUUUCGGCAUGAUUAUGCUUAUUGAAUUAUUCCAAAUUUUUCGAUAUUUGUAAUACUACUACUUCUACUCUUAUUGACGUGUUGAGUAGACUGUAUGAGUGUAUUUUCGUUACCUUUCCAUUGCAUAAACUACUAUUAAUAUUGUUAUUAUUAUUACUAGUAGUAGUAUUUCUAUACCCUUUAUUUCUGCUUGAUUAAUUUCUAUGCUUCACCAGUGUUGAUUGACUACCCUUCAGUUGUUGGUGUCAUUAUUAUGAUAUAAUGAUUUCCCUGGUUCUCGCUUUAUUUUUGAGCAAAAGCAUGAUCACAUCAGUGUUAGGGUGUUCUCUUCUCCUGAUGUGUUGCCGUUGUUGUUGUUGUCGUCUACGUCGUCAUGGUUACUGUUUACUGAUGAUGGAGGAUACGCACACGCACACACACAUAAUAAAUAGUGUUUUUUCUUUUUGUAAACAAAAACUCUUUUUCAUAUUUUUUAUGCUUUCUUUAGACAAUUUCUAAUCUGGAAUAUUGCUCGCCUUUAUUUGUUUUGUUUUUUCUUUCAUCUCACUGGUCCCUAAAGCAAAUUAUAAUAAUGAUAAUAAUAAUAAUUUGUUAUGUUUUUUUCUUUAUUUUUGCUUUAAUUUGUUUGAUUCAAUUAUUGAUAAUUUAUUUUUAUUUUAUUUUACCUGGUUUCAUAUAUUUUCUUUAGUGAGUUGAGUUGAUUAUCAUCAUGAGUGUUAUUCUUGUGGUUUUUUGAGUAACUUUAUAAUAUACAUAUGCAUAUAUAUGAUAUUUUAAAUCAAUCACUAAAGUAUACAGUUAAUCGUGUUGAGUUUUACUCAUUGGCCAUUAUUAUUAAUAUUGUUCUCUUAGGUUCCUAAAUUGUGCUAUUUUUUGCAGUCCUUCUGUAGCUGCUCCACUGACUGUCCAUAGUUUCUCAUCUCGUCCUCCUCAGAUGUUCUCCUCUAUGUCACUGUCAGGCAGACGCUCAACUUCUCGUUUUCGAUUCACUUUCCUCGUUGAGUGUAUUGUCACCCAACAGUUUUCUCAGUGUAUGUCUGAUUUUAAAAAGAUAAACUGUCUGAUUUCGUCUCAUCUAUGCACAUUUAUCGAUCUGACAGCUCCUGUGGAGUGAACCAUUUACAUAGGCGUGUUUCCGAACACCAUUCUGCACAGUGGUUAAGUAAAGGAGAAACAAAAUCCAUUCAUAGUUGUAUGCUGUCUCAUCUCGUAGAAGAUACGGAACACAAAACUGAUGUAAAGAAGUCCUUAAACGUCACCUGCUGUAUACCAAGUGAGCUUAGUUUUACCUUAAGAGUUCGGCUAUUAUAUGUUGCUGUGGGUGGUGGCUGUUGGGAUCCACAUUAAGGAACCUAGCUUAUGUAUCCAAAAGAAGCUGGUUCAGACACCGUCUUUACCCCGCUGUUCAAAAAUGUUUUAAUGAUCAAUAAUUUGUUGUGGAAAUUUCCUUCAUUUUAUUUGAUAAUCUAUUGACUAUUACAUUUUUAUGCUUAUUAUAACUCAAGCGUCUUUCUCCAACUGUGGUAAUUCCACAGUGAUCUUACUUUAAAAAUGAUAUUAUUUGAAAAGCACU